UCCGAUACAAUGUAUACUAUCCUGGCAGUGUACCUCUUCUUCGUUACGAUAUUUGGUAUUCUUGUCAAUGGUGCUAUCAUCUACUUGUACUUUUCACGUAAAGAGAUCGCUACAACUAGCAAUAUGUAUGUAGUUGCAUUAUGCAUCUGUGGUUUUCUUAUUGCCAUUCUAGGGGUGCCAUUUGCGGCAGCUUCUAGUAUAAGACACGAAUGGCUAUUUGGAGACGGACUCUGCAAAGUUCAUGGAUUUUUACUUACCGGGUUAGGAAUUGUAAUGAUAGCUAUUUUGACUGGCAUAGCGAUUGACAAAUAUAUUUUUAUCGUACAAUACCAAUCUCACCACAAAGUUACAAAGAGCGUCACAUUAGCAAUCAUUAUUGUAUGUUUUGUUUACGGAGUGACGUGGGGAAUCUUACCAUUGUUUGGAUGGAACAAGUAUGUUCUGGAGCCCGCAAGACUGACAUGUUCCGUAGAUUGGACUGGGGAUAUAGCCAAUCAUUCAUACGUGAUUACUAUAUUAUUCACAGGUCUCAUUAUCCCUGUUAGUAUUAUAGCGUAUCUUUACACAUCGAUUCUAAAAAGGGUCCACAGCCAACGAAUUAUUUCACAACGAAUUGUCUCUCAUUCACGUAAAAUCAAAAUCGUUAAACGGGAGAAAAAGAUAGCUAUGACAUUGUUUAUGAUGGUUGCUUCAUUUGUGCUUGCCUGGCUACCAUAUUCUAUUUAUGGUCUGAUAUGCAUACUUGGAUAUAGCGAUGACAUCCCCUUAGUUUGGCAUACCGUUCCAUCAGCAUUUGCAAAAGCAUCCAUUCUCUGGAACCCAGUGAUAUAUUCCUCACGUAGUAACGCCAUGAAGAGAGCUUUGGGAGAAACCUACCCUUUUCUCCGCUGGAUGAUUCCCAAGAAUAAAAGCCAACAAAAGCUGCCUGGUCAGACAACACUGGUACAGAUGAACACGUCUAAUGGAUCGGAUGCAAUCUUUGUUCAAUCAUUAUGUGACAACAGGGUCACGUCUACGUCUCUUUAAUUAGACCGAGAUUUCCACUCAUUAAAUAUUGAAAGGUUACCUUUUACUCGAACAGCUAUCCUCUCUAUUUUC
Saccostrea cuccullata (small rock oyster) is the source of this 1098-nucleotide messenger RNA. Its product is annotated as melanopsin-B-like. The transcript is spliced from 3 exons. The record is from RefSeq and is a predicted model, not a curated record. Gene Ontology annotation, cellular component: plasma membrane. Gene Ontology annotation, biological process: phototransduction; G protein-coupled receptor signaling pathway; cellular response to light stimulus. Bases 10 to 1026 code for a protein of 338 amino acids. NCBI's taxonomy places the organism in Eukaryota, Metazoa, Mollusca, Bivalvia, Ostreida, Ostreidae. Gene Ontology annotation, molecular function: G protein-coupled photoreceptor activity.